AUGGCGACGGGGGUGACGCAACCUGGGGGAAAUUUGUCUGGUUGUUUCCCUGUCAGAGGACUGAUAAAGAGUUAUGCUGUCGAAGGAGACGGAUCAUGGCUAGUUGCUUACAGGACAGAGCAGCGCAGGAGAUUCAAGGCUGUUUUAUGUGGCAAACCACGCACAUACUCACGUAUAAAACGGGAGAGGAAGAAAACAGAGAAAAAACGUGCUGUGGUGGCAAAACAAAAUACAGAUGACUUUAGUGACAGUGAUGAGAGGCCAGUCCUUGAUGGCUUCUUCUUGAUGAAACACUGUCACAUAGAAGACCCAUCUGAUGUUUGUUCCAUUAACAUCUCUGGCCUGAAACUGACAGACGCCAACCAGUCUGACUUUCAUAUGUUUGACAAUGUAGUACACAUAAAUGCAGGAGAAAAUUAUCUCCCAUUCGGUGCAUUUCCAAGCUUUCCUUUUUUAAGAGAACUCGAAGUGCUAAAUGGUUUGAGGGGCCUGAAGAUUCAGCACAAUGACUUCCCCUUGCUUGAGGUGUUGGACCUGUCCUACAACAACCUCUCAUAUCGUGAUGUAUUAACCCUUGGACUUCUACCAAACCUACGAAUUCUUCAACUGACAGGCAACAAUUUUAGCAAUCUGCCUCAAGAUAUGGCUGCGCCAUAUAUAUCUGAUGACAAAAAGGUCAAGAAGAAUAGGUACUCUAGGCUAGAGAUUCUGUUGCUGGAUGACAACAAACUGGAAGACGUCACAGUUUUUUCAGCUCUUGCAAGACUACCCAAACUUCGCCAUCUCAAUAUGGAGAAGAAUCAGAUUACUCAGGUUCCUCAUCUGAAGUGUGUUGAAGGUCGCAUUUUCAUUUACAAUGUGUCCGAGCCCAACACAAAAGGCCAACGCAGCGGAAAUCACAAAAGCCUAAGAAGUGUCAUAUCUCAAAAUACUGGUCCUGAGACAGUGAACGACCUGUCCCAAAGAAGUCCUUCAAUUCAUGAGGAAGUGUCUUUGGUGGCAACCAUAAUGGAUACAACUGAAGGUCAUCUGUCAUCAAAGAAGGCGACAUUGGGAACUCAGAGGCAAGGAGAAUGUUCUGAUGCUGGUGCUGGUGCUGGUGCUGAUGCCGAUGCCGAUGCCGAUGCUGAUGCUGAUGCCGAUGCUGAUAAAAGAGAAAGCUUCACUCUUCUAACAGAUGACUUCAGCCUUGGUGAUCUGAGUGCUCGUAUCCAUGAACUUGUGAAAGAAGAAACUGACGAAAACCAAAAUGAGGCUAAUGAGGAUGUAGAACUCAAACCUUUGUCACCUUUUCCAGAACUGCGGUCGUUGAAUUUGGCACAUAACAAGAUUGAGGUGGAGAGUGCUCUGCUGGCAGUAGCUACAUGGCCGGCGCUAGUCCAUCUCAUCAUCCAUUCCAACCCUCUGACAACUCAGCAUGCUGGGGACCCUCCUUUGCUAAAACAAUUCUUAUCAGAUCGCUUAGGCAUUAGACUGCAGAGGCAAGUCAGGGUUCGCUCUGGAAAACACCGCAUAGAAAUGCAGCAGAACAAGGCAAGAAAGGUUUCAGACAAGAUCCCAAAGGUCCCUCGCUCGACCAUUGAAGAGAGGCUUGCCAUAGAGGCUCCUACUCCAAAACCGGUCCUUUUGGGUUCUGAUGCUUGGAUGCUUGGUGAAAGUCUUUCAGACUUUGAUGGUAAAACUUCAAGAUGGAAGCCUGAAUCUCUAAAACCAGAAAGAGAACUCUCAGUCAAUCAGUCAGCCAUCAGAAAUUAUGAGGACAGACAUAAGUGGCCAGGUGGGAUGGUAAAUGAAGAGGAGAAUGCUGGUUACAACAAUAAAAAGUCACAGAAACCAGGAGCAGCUUACUCUGAUACCUUUUACAUGACACAGCUGGAGGAGGAAGUCUUAGCAGCAGUUGACAAGAGAGACCAGAAAACUAAAACUGAUCGCUACAAAGGUUAUGAAAUCUUCCUUGACAUUGACCAUGAAAAAGACCUUGAUGAAGAACUGCCCAAAGAUAUUCAAGGGAAUAUCCGUGCCCUGAAGUACACAUUGGAACAUCCCCUUGUAUACAGAGAUACCUCUGUCGACUUGGACAGAGUAAAGCGCAAAGUUCCUGAGUUUAGACGAGUUCCUAUUCCCCCUGCUCAGCCUCAUAAGUCUCAUCAAGAACAUGUUGAUGAUGUUUUGGAAAACCUGAGGACCCUAAAAACAGUGGAAGAAGAGAAGUUGGCAGAUGUCCUGAGACAUCCUCGAAAGUUCAACAAAAAAUUCCCUGAUGCUCCUCAUCUUCUAGGACAGAUUCAGCGACGCUACAAUGCUGUAAGAGCAAACUCAAUAAAGCCAACACAAGAAGCAAAAAAUGUUGUUGAUGAAGCGUUUAAGGUUCUCAACAAACGCAGAUAAACAUUCCAACCUGUAAUGUGACCCCUGGCACAACUUUUCUGAACCCAAGAUGAAGUAUCAGCUAGUUCCAAAUCAGAGCAUGGCUUCAGCAUCCAGUAACUGUAUAAAUUGAUAGGUUUGGAUCCUGAUAUUAUUUUAUACCAGUACUUAGCUUCUUGAUCAAUGAUCUGUAACUGUGCCAGACUUGAAAAAUGUACUGAUUAAAAAUAAACUGAAUAACACUUUC
Molecule: messenger RNA, 2614 nt
Organism: Pomacea canaliculata
Lineage: Eukaryota; Metazoa; Mollusca; Gastropoda; Architaenioglossa; Ampullariidae
Product: X-ray radiation resistance-associated protein 1-like
Cellular component (GO): nucleus
Molecular function (GO): protein binding
Source: RefSeq, a predicted model, not a curated record